AUGGCGAAACAUCAUCCAGAUUUGAUCAUGUGUCGUAAGCAACCUGGUGUAGCUAUUGGUCGUCUUUGCGAGAAAUGCGACGGAAAAUGCGUAAUAUGUGAUUCGUAUGUAAGACCAUGUACAUUAGUACGAAUUUGUGAUGAAUGUAAUUAUGGAUCAUAUCAAGGACGAUGCGUUAUUUGUGGAGGACCUGGUAUUUCUGACGCUUAUUAUUGCAAAGAAUGCACCAUCCAGGAGAAAGAUAGAGAUGGUUGCCCGAAAAUUGUCAACUUGGGUAGUUCCAAAACCGAUUUAUUCUAUGAAAGGAAGAAAUAUGGCUUCAAGAAGAGAUAA
Messenger RNA from Trichoplax adhaerens, 333 nucleotides. RefSeq lists its product as uncharacterized. Lineage: Eukaryota; Metazoa; Placozoa; Uniplacotomia; Trichoplacea; Trichoplacidae. Gene Ontology annotation, biological process: mRNA splicing, via spliceosome. The transcript has 4 exons. Gene Ontology annotation, cellular component: U2 snRNP; U12-type spliceosomal complex; precatalytic spliceosome. Bases 1 to 333 code for a protein of 110 amino acids. The record is from RefSeq and is a predicted model, not a curated record.